Messenger RNA from Hyaloscypha bicolor E, 2560 nucleotides. RefSeq lists its product as uncharacterized. The record is from RefSeq and is a predicted model, not a curated record. NCBI's taxonomy places the organism in Eukaryota, Fungi, Ascomycota, Leotiomycetes, Helotiales, Hyaloscyphaceae. Gene Ontology annotation, cellular component: endoplasmic reticulum. The transcript is spliced from 2 exons. The coding region runs from base 197 to 2341 and encodes 714 amino acids. Gene Ontology annotation, biological process: GPI anchor biosynthetic process.
CUGAAAAGUGACAGCUCGCUUGCAACGUCCAAUUUUACCCAUUCCGAGCCUAUACAGGAGCCAUGACCCGAGAGAAGAAACAAUAAAACCACCAUCUCCACCUCUCCUCUCUCCAUCCUUUCCUCCUGCACCUCUCUCCUAUGUGCUUCUGAAGACAAAGUGAAACGGAACGGAAUGGCACAUAACCCCCGACGCAAUGGCACCCUCGUAUUAUAGCACACGCUCUUCCCGCGACCACUUCGUCGAACCGCCUUCCCUCCUCUCACGCGUGAUCGCCGGACUGCCUUCUGAACUCAGUGCACAGAUUCAAUCCCUAUGGGACCGAAACUCAUACGCCGCAGUCUCGACGAGGGAGUCGCGGAUACCGAGGGGCCUGAGGCAUUGGACUGAGAGAUGGCAUCCGAGACGGCUGCUCAAUCUGCCGCAUCUGUUGGUCCUGGUUUGGCUCUUGGUUCUACUGUGGGGUGAGAGAUGGGUGUUCGAAAGUGCAAUAAAGACGUGUGAAUGGGGGCGGUGGGAGAGAUGGCCCAGAGAUGCCACGCCCCAUCAUCUGGUCUUCCUUGCGGAUCCGCAACUUAUAGAUCCGCAUAGCUAUCCUGGGAGGCCAUGGCCUCUGGACAAAUUUACGAUGCUGCAUACCGACAAUUACCUCAAACGCUCCUACAUCUCGCUGCAGAAGAAGUUACAUCCAGAUACGAUAUUUUUUCUUGGGGAUCUGUUCGAUGGGGGGAGGGAAUGGAGGACGGCACAUGGGAAUACGGAUGACCCUCAAUGGGCGAAUGGGCUUAGACCAGCGGAUGAACAGGCAUACGUGAAAUCAUGGAGGAGAUACGGGGACGAUUUCUGGUUGCGAGAGUAUAACCGCUUUGGGAGGAUUUUUGAUAAAUACUGGAAUCUUGCGGGGUCGGACGCAGGGCCUUGGCAGAGAGGACGGAAGCUGAUUUCGAGUCUGCCCGGGAAUCAUGAUUUGGGAUUCGGGGCGAAUAUCAAGAUCCCCAUUCGGAACCGGUUCGAGACUUAUUUUGGGGAGGGGAAUAGGGUGGACGUUAUUGGGAACCAUACUUUUGUCUCGGUGGACUCGGUGUCUCUGAGUGCUGCAAGUUCACCGCACUUUACGAAGGAUAUUACCAAGCCGGUGGAGGAAUUCCUUUCCAACGUUCAGGUUAUGAAAAGGAAGGCUGUUGCCCACGAGCUGAGUUUCCAGGCAGGGGAAGAGAGAGUGCUGCGAUUGCCUCAUAAAGUUGAAGAGCUGGACAGCGCCGACUUUUCAAACUUCCCAACCCUCGACCCAGGAGAAGGCAAAGCUGAAUUACCCACAAUUCUGCUUACGCAUGUCCCUCUCUAUCGAGAAAAGGGAACUCCAUGUGGUCCCAAACGAGAACACUGGCCUCCAGCAACACCUCCGAAAGGCCAAACUACGCCCAUCUUCCCUGACGAACGGAAUGCUAUCUCCCUCUCCGGAGGUUACCAAUAUCAAAAUGUGCUCAGUGAAGAAGACUCCGUGAGACUCGUUUCCACAGUAGGAAACGUACAGAGAGUCUUCUCCGGAGACGACCAUGACUACUGCGAGAUCGUGCACGCAGAAAACAAAAACAGCGCCCGAGAAAUAACAGUAAAAAGCAUGUCAUGGGCAAUGGGCGUCCGCAAACCCGGCUUCCUGAUGCUCAGCAUGUGGAACCCGAUCGACGCCUCGGGGCAAUCAAUACACUCCUCUCCCUCAGGCCACGGAGCACUAUCCCAAGCUCACCCAACAACAGAAUCCCACCUCUGUCUCCUCCCCGACCAACUCGGCAUCUUCAUCCGCUACUUGUCUCUCGUAAUCCUCUCCCUCCUCGCGCUCACCAUCCGCGCCAUCCUCACGCCCAUUCUGCACCUCCCACACUUCGCCGACCCUCCCACCGAAACAGAUCUCUCCAUCCUCCCAACCACGAAACAAGACAUGAAGCGCCGCGAAGAAGACGAAGGCCACCGCUCCUCCAACUCCUCUACAUCAUCCACCUCCUCGAAUAACACCCAAAAUCUAGCCCCUCGCUCCUCAGCCGCGCGAACUAGGAGUGUGAGUCCGGCGAAGGGGUAUGGGCUCCCGAGUUCCCAGGUGCGGUUCACGACGCCGCCUCUUGCUACCUCUGUCCCUCAUUACGGAAAUGGAAACAGAAAUGGAUCGUGGGGGAACGAUUCCGAUGAUUUUAGCAAAGAAAAGGCAAAUGGAUACAGUAGCGUGGGAGGGGAAGGGCAGAAGAUGAGCCCGUUGCUAGUAAUUUGGAGGGAAGCUUCAAGAAGUAUCUGGCGCGUGGCGUGGGUAACUGUUCUAGUAUACUUAUAUCUUGCUUAUUAUGGGUGAACCUGGGAAGGUUGGAUACAAUUCUUUGUAUGUAUUUUAGGGAUCCUGGCAAGGAGGCUUACAUGGGUGGUAAAUGUGUGAAAGGCACCAAGGGUUUGGGUAAAAUGAAGCUGUAGAUGAACGCUAGACGAAUGGAAGUUUUGUCUUCCGUGUCUUCGAAUGCUGGUCGAUCAAAUGGUUCGAGUGCGUUCGUGUCUCGUUCAUCGUGUCAAGGUCAAC